Schistosoma curassoni is the source of this 5717-nucleotide messenger RNA. NCBI's taxonomy places the organism in Eukaryota, Metazoa, Platyhelminthes, Trematoda, Strigeidida, Schistosomatidae. The record is from the annotation of a GenBank genome assembly.
GAACACUUUAUUUUAAAGCGGGCUGUUUAUAGCUGUUUGCCGUGGUUCCCAAUACUUACAAAUGGACUUUUUGAAUUGGCUCACUGGGUGGAAAAGAGAUUCUAACGAUGAUAGUCAGUUAGACUUCUCGUUCCUAUUUCCUGCCACCAUUGGAGUAGGAUCAAUAGUCAUUUGUCUUGUUGCCCGCUAUCGGAAUGAGUUAUUCGAUUUAAAAUCGACUAUGUUCCGAAAUACAAAGGAUGAAAACGUUUCUUCGCGUCGUGGCAACUCCUAUUCCAAUUUCAGGAAGAAGCCAAAGCAUUCCAACAAAUCUGAAUCAAAUGCUACUCAAAUUCGAAAAACGGAAGUUUCACAACCACUUGUAGUCGAGACACUAGCUCCAGUCUUACCUGUCCAACAAACAGAAUGCGCAUCAGUUCAGCCUAUUCAAAUUAAACAAGAAGCAGUCAGCGAGGCAACAGAUGGAAUUGAGGCUGAGUUCUUUAACCCCAUUCCAAAGAAGCAGAAAAAGUCCAAACGUUCAUCUAAAACGAAAGACGCCCUAAACCAUGGUUUGAAUGAACAAACUGAGAUCGAUCCAGCAUGGGUUACGGUCACUUCAAAAAAGGUAAAACUUUCCAGCCGCAACACUCAAAAGAAAAAGAACGUGGAUAGCGAAGGAGAUCAAUCAGUGUCGGAAAAUCACUCACCCAUUUCUUUUGCUGAGUCACCGAUCCAAAAUAAACAAGCAAACAAUAAGCAACAAGAGCUAUCCACUAGCAAUAAAUCUAACUCCUCCAUUGUAGAAAAUAAGUCUAUGAAUUUGGAAUUGAACACAGAUCAAUCAUGUCCUACUAAGCGGUCGAAAGCUCCUGCCCAAACUCAACCCAUGAAAACUGAACAUAAUGAGAAUACAAAGUUGGGUACCGUAAAUUCGCAUACUUCAACACCUUAUGAAGAGUUGUUGUACAAAAAUCUUGGUGCUGAAACAGUAACAGCCAUUCGAUCACUGAUUCUGAAUAGCGAAACCCAUACUUCACGUCCUUCUGAAAUCCCUUCUUCAUGUGAUGAGAUGAGUAAACAAAAAAUAUCGUCUGUGUCUCCCAAAAGUACGAAUAAUCUGCCCACAACAAGUGAACUUAUAUCACAGCAUAUGACAGCCCAGCUACAAGCGAAAGAAGCUGAAUGUCAGGUUUUGCGUACUGAAGUUGUCCAUUUAAGGGAUGAAGUAAAAAUACUGAAAACUCUAGCUCUUAAUCGUGUACCUGUCCAAAAGCCUAUGACUGAUGCUGAAACGAUGACUGAUCCAAUUGAAUCACCGGAUAUUAAAUCCUCGCUUCCUCAGCAAUCGACCGAUUCAGAUGCAGUUCUACUGUCGACUCUUCAAAAUGAAAUUGCCCGUUUAGUUAAAGAAGUGGUUAUCUAUCAACAACGUAGUGAAAAUUUGAAAAGUCGUUUGGAUACAGCCAAUAAGAAAUUAUCCGAUUCAAAAUCUAAAGCUGCUGAUGAAACUAAAUUAUUACAACAAACUUUAGAUACACAAUCGGAGAAAUUAUACAGUCUAGAGUCUGAAAAUAGUCGUUUAGAAAAAGAAUUAAAAGAUGUAUUACAGAAAGCUGAAAUUCAUCAUCGAAAAUCUGAGGAGGCUGAACACAAACUCACACAGCGUUUGGAGGAACUAGAAGUACUCCGACUAGAUAUCUCAUCUUUCAGGAGCAAAUGUGAGGCACUGGAAAACGGAAACUCUGUACUUCGGGGAGAGAAAGACAUUCUAACACUCAAAUUCGACGAAUUAACCAAUAAACAUUCCAGUGUUCUGUCCGAAUUGUCUGCAUCUCAAUCACAAUGUAACGUACUUCGUAGACAAAUAAGUGAAUAUGAUGAUCGUCUACGUCAAAUAAAUGAUCAACAUCAAAUUGUUGUAGAUGAUAUGAAGAAUCAGUUAACAUCAUUAUUAUAUAACCAUGAAACAAAGGAAAAAUCACAUAUCAAUAUGAUAAAUACAUUAGAAGCUAAACUAGAAAAGUUAACCAAUGAACAUAAUGAAUUAAAUAAAUUACUUAAACUACAUGAAAGUGAACUAGAACAUUUACGUACUGUUGAAAAAGUUACAGUAAUUCAAAGAACUAAUGAAGAUAAAUUUAUGCAAACUGUCGAUGAUAUUCAGAACAAUGAUCCUCAAACUGAUGAUGGCAAGUCAAGCAACAUUCAUUAUGAAACCAUUGUUAAAAUGAAUGAUCAUACAGGCCAAACAGAAUCGGAUCAAUUUAUUAUUAAGUCUAGUGAAUACAAAUCAUUACAAAGUCAAGUUGAUCAUUACAAGUCAGCGUUAGAUGCCACUGAAUCAAUGCUAUCUAAAUUACAAACGUCCGUGAAUGAAGAAGAAGCACGUUGGCACAAAGCAUUGGAUGCUGCAAAUAUUGAAAAUGAAUUGUUAAAAACGAAAUCAAUUAAACUUGAAGCUGCUUUGAAUGAAUUAAUAGAAGAUCGUAAUACUUUGACAACGACUAUCGAAGAGGUUAGUGCUAUUACUACAAAGUUGGUUGUUAUUUUUACGAGAGCAGUUAGUUUUUUAUAACAGAAAAAAAUUUAAAAAAUCACAUAUUCUGUAGAAAGUGUUAACUAUCCAUGCGAUAAUUGUAUUUCCUAAAAUGUGUGGUCUUUCCAAUACUUUUGAAAUUUUCUCAUUGGCUGCUCAUUUCACAUAAUUAGGAUAUUUAAUCAUCACAAAUAACUGGUUAUCAGUCUUCUGAUAAAUCGUUUCUCACUGAAGUGUCUACAAAUACCCAAUAAAAAUUUUCCAUCAUUGUCUUUGGAAGUUGCUUUCAAUCCUUUGUUAUUAUUGUAACUUACUUUGUCAGUAAUCAUAAUGGUUAUUAAAAUGUUUCAUGCCCAUCAAGGAAGAAGGUUUUUGUAUAAUUUCUCAUGUUAAUUAGUUUAGCCGGCGAGACUUUAAUUUGUGGACGAACCAAUGAGUUUAAAGAUAGCAAAUCUUGGAAUUGGACGCGAAAUUCAUUCAUCCACAAUGUUAAAUAGCAUUUUGGCAUUAUAGCUAAUGUUCUUGAUGAAUACCUUUACUUUAACGUAUAAUCUUAAAUUCUAAAUUCUACUCAUAAUUCCUCAUAUUACUUUACAACUUUCCUUUAACACUGGUAAGUAGGUGAAUUAUCUCAAAGUCACCCUAGCGUUUUUCGAAGAUCGUCCAUAACUUAUAGUCCCGCCAUUUAACCUUUCUUGGUAAACCUCAACAUUUGUUUUCCUUUAUAUCGGUAGAUCACUGUAUUAAAUUAAAAUACACUGGUGAGCACUGGUAAGCAGACUUCAGUAUAUGUAGUUCAUAAUGAACACAGUUCUUGAAUAUCACUCUCUAAUUAACUGUAGCUGGCCUCAUUAUCCUUUUUUAUCGAGCCAGUGUCAUAGCUGUUACCCUUAACUAUUCUUUAAAAAAUCAGUUAUUAAAUAAGUCGCUGUACAGAUUUCUCGUUAGGCUACUCAAAAAUUAAUAAUUUGAAAUUCAAACUUUCUAUAGUUAAUUGUUGUAAUGAAAAGAUCUUUGUUUACUGAAUGAUAAUUAUUGAUAGUCUACAUCAGUUUUAUUACUUUUUCGCAUUAUCAGCUUCGUAAAAACAGAGAGUUUAACAAUUGUAAUCUGAUUGAAACUUCGACUGAUAAUUCUCUGACAACAUCCAUCAGUACGGAAAAGAAGGUGAACAAUUCGUCAUCCAUUUCACCGUCACCAUCCUCGCCAUUAUCAACAUCAGCGACAACAACUGAUGAUGCUGAUGAACAAAACAUGUCCAAAUCCGAAUUGAUACGCUUAGUUGCUAAAUUACGUAAUCUUGUUGAAGUGGAACGUAAUGCAUUAAAACAAGAACAAUCAUUAUCAGCCGAGUUAAGAACAAAAUUAAACGAUACCGACUCACAUGAUGAUCAGAAUUAUAAUUAUUCAAAUAAUAAUUGUUCAGAAGAGAACACGUGCUUAAUUAAUAGUCCUACAGAAACUAUAGAAAAUGCUAUAAACUAUCAUAAUAAUUCUGGUGAUGAUCAUUAUACCAAUACGAAAACUAAUUCUCUGCAUAAUCAUCCAAAAUGUGGUCUACUAGAAACUGAUGAUGUCAAAUCUGAACAAUUAAACAAUUGUUUUGAUGUAAUAUCAAAAAUUCCAGAUUGUAUUCCUCAACGUGAAAUAUCGUCGAAUGACAGUGGUUACAUUGUUCUAUCCAAUGGUAUACAUAAGGAAUUAAAUGGACAAGCCAAUCAUGAUCAAAUUGAUAGUAAUAAUGCUGAUGAUAAUAAUUAAUAUGAAACUGCAAUAUAAAUAUGAAUUUUUCUAUCUAUAUGUUUUUUCUUUUCUGUUCCUCCGUUUCUGAACUUUUCUGUUUGUUGCUUUCUUUCUUUAUUGUGUUAAUUUCACUUACAGUCUUCUUUCAACUAAUGUUUUGCAAAUUUGUAAUCAGGUAGGAAAAAGUAUAAAAAAUAAAAGAGAAUCGAAAUGAAUAAUUUCUUCAUUUGAUCUAUCUUCUUGUUUCCUUAAUGAUUUGUCAUAUAUUUGAUAAUUUGGGAUUUGUUGUAAUAUUUAAUAUUGGGUUUAUAUUCUCUCUCUGUGUGUGUGUGUGUGGACAGUUUUGUGAAACGUGCGUGCAAUGUUUUAGGCGCACCUGGUGAUUACUGCCACUUGUGAAAUUAGUUCUAUUUAUAAUUUAUUAAAACAAUAAUUGAUAUUGAAUUAUACUCUUUCUUCAUUUGAGUAAAGUAAAGAGAACAUAUCUAGUUAUUGCAUAGGUGAAUUUAGUCUACAAAAAGUUACUUUGUAUUUCUGGUAUAUUUUCUGUUGUUGUAAAUAAUAUUUUUUUUUGUUGCAAUCUAUCAAUAUUUACUGAAGUAUGCUCAUUCAGAAUUCCUUAUGGUUGUUUAUAUUCACUAUAUAACCAUUAUACACACGGUAAAUUGAAAACGUUUAAGUAGUUGUAUACGAAAAAAAGAGAUAAGUCAGUUUCACAUACUGACUGAAAAUAUACUGCAUUCUAUUGAUCAUCUCUCCAAAAGUGCCUUGAGUUUUUUUUCUUACAAACAGUUUUAAAAUAUCUACUUCACAUGUUUAUUAUAUGAGAGAUAUAACGGGAUGUUUACAAAGCUUUCCUACUGUAAUACUACUGGUCUAAAAUGCUUAGUGUUUUCUACUGUGGUUAUUUUGAUUGUAAUGAUGAUUAGUUGUUAUUCAUUAGGUGAUCAGACAUAUGAUCCUUGUUGUAUUCAUUUCUUUUCUUUAUUUUCCUCUAAACAUUCAUAUUUUCGUUUCUUUUUUUAAAAAACAGUGAUUUUGUGUGUGUUUUUUUUAAAAAAUUUAUGGACACGAAAAGCAACUGGAACUAAUUUAUCUGAGGACUUCAUCACUUUUCUCCCUGUCUUUCUUUACCUUUACGUUAAAUUAUUUGUGGAUAGGCUUAGAUAUGUAUCCUUUUUUAUUCUUCCACUUCGUUUUUUAUUCGUUACAUUCUUUUGUUCGUAUAUUUUUACACUUACUUGAACAUUGAUAAAUUGUACGUGUUAUAGCUGAGAAGGUUAAUCAUAAUUAAAUUAACUUUUGCGCUAUAGUUUAGUAAUGACUGAAAAGUUCUAGUGUGAUGUAUGCUUCUCUUUAUAUUCUUCAAUUUCUUUUUCGUACUCUAUGUUUGUGAAAUCAUUAAAUUUUGUAAUAAAUUUGUUGUUUUUUUGCUGAAUGAAAUAAUUUAUUAUUU